This is a messenger RNA of Melitaea cinxia (Glanville fritillary), 1418 nucleotides long. RefSeq names its product ubiquitin-conjugating enzyme E2 G1. Gene Ontology annotation, molecular function: ubiquitin conjugating enzyme activity. The record is from RefSeq and is a predicted model, not a curated record. The transcript has 5 exons. Gene Ontology annotation, biological process: proteasome-mediated ubiquitin-dependent protein catabolic process; protein polyubiquitination. Bases 137 to 643 code for a protein of 168 amino acids. NCBI's taxonomy places the organism in Eukaryota, Metazoa, Arthropoda, Insecta, Lepidoptera, Nymphalidae.
CAAACUGUGGUAACCCUGACGUACCGGAAACAAGCACAGCUCAUAUGUUUCACAACCUGCACAAAUUCAGCCAGCCAUCUUUUGUUGAAAAAUCAUUUGUUUCGUGUCGUCAGGGUAAAUUUCAUAAUUGUAAUUAAUGUCAGAGCCACAGUCUUCGCUUUUAUUAAAAAAGCAACUAGCAGAACUGAACAAAAAUCCAGUAGAAGGUUUUUCUGCUGGAUUGAUAGAUGACAAUGACAUUUACAGAUGGGAGGUCCUCAUUAUUGGUCCCCCAGACACAUUAUAUGAAGGUGGAUUCUUUAAGGCACAUCUACAUUUUCCAAAGGAAUACCCUUUGAGACCGCCUAGGAUGAAGUUUGUCACAGAAAUUUGGCAUCCAAAUAUUGAAAAGAAUGGUGAUGUAUGCAUAUCAAUAUUGCAUGAGCCUGGCGAUGAUAAGUGGGGCUAUGAAAAGGCCUCUGAGAGAUGGCUGCCCGUCCACACGGUGGAAACUAUUCUCAUAAGUGUUAUUUCUAUGUUGGCCGACCCAAAUGAUGAGAGUCCUGCUAAUGUUGAUGCAGCUAAGGAAUGGAGAGAGUCGUAUUCGGAGUUUAAAAGGAAAGUAGCGCAGUGUGUGCGAAAGAGCCAAGAGGAUUGUUCUUAAAUAACAGUGCCCUUUUUCAUUUAUUUAUUUGGAUAGUGAGUGUGUUUGGUGAUACAGUUUGGACGUCUUUGCCGCUGCGGAGACUCGCCUUGAUAUAGUGCAGGCCCCACCGUCCGGGCCAGAGACAAUAUUGAAAUUGAUUUAAAAUAAAUAAUUAUUGUAAUUAAAUGGUAUCGCUGCCGUAUUUUAUAAAUAAUAAAUUAAAGGUAGUAACUCGAGGUCUUUUUCAUCUUUUUUAAGACGUGCUAGCUAGCUAUUGUUAUGAUAAUUAAAUGGUGUAUGAUAUUUUUUUCUAAUGAAAACAAAUCUGCAUUAGUUUUUUUACUUUAACGAUCUCUUUAUAACAAAACCAAAUUGUAAUAGUAUAAUUGUUUUGCUUAAUUAGCAACGUAUUGUGAAAAUUGCUGCAAAUAUAAUCACAUGAAUUUGUUAGUUGGUUUGUGAAAAUUUUAGUUACCAUAGCUUAUGUGAUCAUUCGUUUGUAAUUUUCAUAAAAUGUCAGUUUCUAGAAUAUUCCUUUGUUGCUGAAUAGUGAAAUUUAAAAAAAUAUAUCAAUAAAUGCAAAUUUGGAAUAAUUAUCUUUUUAUGUCAGCAAACCUUGCCCAUAGCAUACACAUGAAGUAUUAUAGCACAGAUGAGCUACAUUAAAUGUAACGAUCUGCCAUUUCAUAAAUUUAAAAUAUUGAUUUUGCAGCGUAACCAUUGCUUCAAAUAUUGAAAGUUAUUUGAUAUUUAAACAAUGUAUUGCUAUAAAAUAAUAAAUGGGUAAAUGAUA